Molecule: messenger RNA, 3704 nt
Organism: Sphaeramia orbicularis (orbiculate cardinalfish)
Lineage: Eukaryota; Metazoa; Chordata; Actinopteri; Kurtiformes; Apogonidae
Gene: prkci
Product: protein kinase C, iota
Exons: 18
Coding region: 241-2007 (588 amino acids)
Biological process (GO): protein phosphorylation
Molecular function (GO): ATP binding; protein binding; protein serine/threonine kinase activity
Source: RefSeq, a predicted model, not a curated record
CAUCGUUAGGCCUUUGCAGUAGGGAGUUGCUUGGCGGACCUCUUAAGUUUUUCUUUACUUUACAUGUAAUUUUUGUUCCACUAAAGAAACGUAAUUCAAUAGUUUUUGGCAUCACUCGCCUCGUUGAUUACUCUGGGUGUCGACAGACUGUAGAAUAAAUUCUUCUGGGUGUGGUACAUAACUUGAAAGCCAAAGAAGGAAGGAAGGUAUCGGUGACUCGGACUGACCGCGGCUGAGCUUAUGAUGCCGACGUUGCGGGACAGCACCAUGUCCCACCCCGGCGAGAAUUCCCACCAAGUCCGGGUGAAAGCCUAUUAUAAAGGGGACAUCAUGAUCACCCAUUUUGAGCCGUCCAUUUCAUAUGAGGGUCUGUACGGGGAGGUGAGAGACAUGUGCUCUAUGGACAAUGACCAGCUCUUCACUAUGAAGUGGAUCGAUGAAGAAGGUGACCCUUGCACCGUGUCGUCUCAGCUGGAACUGGAGGAGGCUCUGCGUCUCUACGAACUCAACAAAGACUCCGAGCUCAUUAUCCAUGUGUUCCCAUGUGUACCAGAGAAACCUGGCAUGCCCUGUCCAGGAGAAGACAAGUCUAUAUAUCGGCGUGGAGCCCGGCGCUGGAGGAAGCUCUACUAUGCCAGCGGCCAUGCCUUUCAGGCCAAACGCUUUAACAGGCGAGCCCACUGUGCCAUCUGUACGGACCGAAUCUGGGGUCUGGGGAGACAAGGCUACAAAUGCAUCAACUGUAAACUAUUGGUGCACAAGAAGUGCCAUAAAUUGGUGACAGUGGAGUGUGGCAGACCAAUGAUCCAGGAACCGAUCAUGCCCGGACCACCAUCGAGCCAGUUAGACCAAACCGAACAGCCAGGCCCUCACAAUAAAGACUCCAGAGAAAGCUUGAAUUAUGAUGGAGAGGAGAAAGAGGCACGAAGCAGUCGAGACACUGGGAAAUCGCCUUCCAGCCUGGGCCUGUCAGACUUCGAUCUUCUCAGGGUGAUCGGACGGGGCAGCUACGCCAAGGUGUUGUUGGUGCAACUCAAGAAGACGGAGCGUAUCUAUGCCAUGAAGGUGGUGAAGAAAGAGCUGGUCAACGAUGAUGAGGACAUUGACUGGGUCCAAACAGAAAAGCACGUUUUUGAGCAGGCCUCUAAUCAUCCAUUCCUGGUCGGCCUCCACUCUUGUUUCCAGACAGAAAGCAGACUUUUCUUUGUUAUUGAAUAUGUGAAUGGUGGCGAUUUGAUGUUCCACAUGCAGAGACAAAGGAAACUCCCAGAAGAACACGCUAGAUUUUACUCAGCAGAGAUCAGUCUGGCACUCAACUACCUUCAUGAGCGGGGAAUCAUCUAUAGAGAUCUGAAACUCGACAACGUCCUGUUGGAUUCGGAGGGACACAUCAAACUCACCGACUACGGCAUGUGCAAGGAGGGCUUGAGACCAGGCGAUACGACGAGCACUUUCUGCGGUACUCCCAAUUACAUUGCCCCCGAAAUACUCAGAGGAGAAGAUUAUGGGUUCAGUGUGGACUGGUGGGCGCUUGGCGUGCUCAUGUUUGAGAUGAUGGCAGGUCGGUCACCAUUCGACAUUGUUGGGAGCUCUGACAAUCCGGACCAGAACACAGAAGACUACCUCUUCCAAGUAAUAUUGGAAAAACAGAUCCGAAUCCCCCGCUCGUUGUCAGUCAAAGCCGCCAGCGUCCUCAAGGGAUUCCUCAACAAGGACCCUAAGGAGCGUCUGGGCUGCCACCCUCAGACAGGAUUUGCUGACAUCAUGGGCCAUCCGUUCUUCCGAAAUGUCGACUGGGACCUUCUGGAGCAAAAGCAGGUGGUUCCUCCUUUUAAGCCCAACAUCUCAGGGGAAUUCGGACUGGAUAACUUCGAUGCCCAGUUCACCAACGAGCCCAUCCAGCUCACACCUGACGACGACGAUGUAGUCAAGAAGAUUGACCAGUCUGAGUUUGAAGGAUUCGAGUACAUCAACCCACUCCUGAUGUCAGCGGAGGAGUGUGUGUGAGAGACAUGUCUGCUCACACACACCACCCACACACAAACAAACACACACACUCAUGCACGUGUUAUGUGGCGUCUCAGUGUCUUCAGCUGCAUGGUUACAAGACAACCUGACGACAUCAACCUUCUGUUCGAGGGCCGCACAUGCACAGUAGAACGCUUAUUUGCCAAAACCAGUCUCACACUCUGCCAUUUAUAACCACUUGCCCUUAAGCCUACUUUUCUUUCUUAAUUAUUUUUAUAUCAUGUAAAUCUGCACUGAUAUUGAUCUUCUCAUCGGGGCCUCUUUAUCUGUAGCCAUCGAGGCUACAGAGUUCUUCCAAGGUUGCUGUACACAGUCAAGGGGGUGGGAGGGAUGAGGCUCGACCCCCGGACACAUGAACUGAGCAUCAUCUCCUUCCAGCUGGUGAGGUGUUUUCCACGCAUAUUUUAUUUGUACAUAAAUAUGAAACUACUAUCGAGGAGAAAUGUUAGACAAGGCGUUUUAGCUUCAAGCCAGUCAGACAAAAACCGACAAUGUAAACAUCAUAACAUCAAUUAGCUUUGUCACAAAAACCCCCUCUGUAGAGUAAAGAUCAUAACACUAGCCUUUUAAAAAAGAAAAUCAUAAAAACUCUAUAUUUUCUCAUGAUUUAUUUAACAACAUAGCAGUCAUUAAAAUGUUAAAUGUCCAGCCAGGAUAACAGAACCAAAAAUGUUAAGUCUUUGUGUUUUUUAGAUGUUUUUAGCAACAUCUGGAAAACAGAAGGUGUCCCCUCUCACUGAAGAGAAGGACGUAUAACAGCAGCAUUUAUCAACACUAGUAAUGAGUUAAUACUCACAAACUGUGAACACAAGACCUCGCUCUGCGGGAAUCGGCUGGAAGAGUAGCACAUACUGUAAUACCUGACCGCUGGAGCACAGGUUUAGUAUUACUGUGCAGACUGUACAAAAAAGAAACACAGGACCAAAAACACAUUUUUCAGAAAAAUGUCUUGCUGGUACGUAUUAGAAGGUACAGUAUAUAUAAGGAAGGAUGUGCUGUCCUGAAUCAUAGAACUUACAGUAUAUAUAUAUUCAUUUUUUGUUUUUUUUUCCAAAUUUUUAAUACUAUGCCUUUCUGAAAUGGUCAGUUAACUUUUUGUUUUUUGUAUUUUCUCCAUUCCAUGUAUGUAUUUUCUUGUAAAUCAAAUUACUAUGUGAUUGUUGAAGACAGAGCUCAGAUGUAAGUCCAAGGCUGUGACACAGUACAGUUUUUGUCAGGAAAUGUGGCUCAAAAAACGAUAAAAUGUGUCUGCUGCGCUCCAUAUCAAACCCCAUUUGCUUUAAAGCGUAAACAUAGUUCUGCAGAGGCGUUGUGGACUGUAAAGACACUAAAGUGAUGGUGCAUGAACCUGCAGACUCUUCUCCAGUCCAAGCUUCUCUCUACUUUGAAAAUGUAUUUGGGCCCAAACAGUGACCAGCGGAUCAAUAAGACCUGUUACAUGUUAGUUUGACUUUUGUUACUUUUUUGUGAAUCAAAUUUGAUUUUUUUUUUUUUUUUUAUUAUCACUACAUUGAUUCCAAAAUGUUUGUGGGUAAACCCGGUUAAAACACUAUUUGUUGUACUUGUUGUAUUUGGGGGUGAAAACCACCCACAGGACUCUGCUGACCUUUAUUAUUAGUGUGCAAAGAGAAAACACACAUGGUAAAAUAAACAUUUUAUUUCUCUCCUUGGUAAUA